Messenger RNA from Sipha flava (yellow sugarcane aphid), 357 nucleotides. Its product is annotated as potassium voltage-gated channel protein Shal-like. Gene Ontology annotation, cellular component: membrane; voltage-gated potassium channel complex. Gene Ontology annotation, molecular function: A-type (transient outward) potassium channel activity. The annotation marks the transcript as partial. The record is from RefSeq and is a predicted model, not a curated record. The transcript has 3 exons. Gene Ontology annotation, biological process: potassium ion transmembrane transport. NCBI's taxonomy places the organism in Eukaryota, Metazoa, Arthropoda, Insecta, Hemiptera, Aphididae.
AUGAAAUACGGUGACAUGGUACCAGAAACAAUAGCAGGAAAAAUUGUCGGAGGAGUGUGUUCACUAAGUGGAGUUCUUGUCAUUGCAUUACCUGUGCCAGUAAUUGUAUCUAAUUUCAGUCGCAUUUAUCAUCAAAAUCAGCGAGCAGAUAAAAGAAAAGCUCAAAGAAAAGCUAGACUAGCUAGGAUAAGGAUAGCAAAGGCCUCCUCGGGUGCCGCAUUUGUAAGCAAAAAGAAAGCUGCUGAAGCCAGGAUGGCAGCUCAAGAAUCUGGGCUAGAGCUUGAUGAAAAUUACAGAGAAGAAGAUAUAUUUGAACUGCAACAUCAUCAUUUGCUUCGAUGUUUGGAAAAAACGACU